Messenger RNA from Dichotomopilus funicola, 1380 nucleotides. Its product is annotated as seryl-tRNA synthetase. Gene Ontology annotation, molecular function: ATP binding; tRNA binding; serine-tRNA ligase activity. The record is from RefSeq and is a predicted model, not a curated record. Gene Ontology annotation, cellular component: cytosol. The transcript has 18 exons. Gene Ontology annotation, biological process: seryl-tRNA aminoacylation. NCBI's taxonomy places the organism in Eukaryota, Fungi, Ascomycota, Sordariomycetes, Sordariales, Chaetomiaceae. Bases 1 to 1380 code for a protein of 459 amino acids.
AUGCUUGACGUGAACGAUUUCAUCACCGAACGGGGUGGUAACCCUGAGAAGAUCAGGGAGAGCCAGCGGAAGCGCCAUGCUCCUGUGGAGGCCGUCGACGAGGUGAUUGCGAUGUUCGAAGACCACCGCAAGACCGCCUACGCCGCCUCCCAACUUAGCGCCAAAGCCAAUGAAGUGCAGAAACAGAUUGGCCCCAAGAAGAAGGCGAAGGAGGAUGUUACGGAUCUUCUGAAGCAAAAAGCCGAUAUCGAGAAGGAGAGGAAGGAUCUCCUGGCCUCAGCCGCGGAGAAGGAGAAGGCCUUGAAGGUCAAGGUCAAGACGAUUGGCAACCUUGUCCACGAGUCCGUCCCUGUUUCGAAUACCGAGGACGACAACACGGUCGAGCGCACUUGGGCCCCAGAAGGCGUCACGUUCGAGAAGCGCGAUGUUCUCUCGCAUCACGAGGUUCUCGACAGGCUGGAUGGCUACGACCCAGAGAGGGGAGUGAAGGUUGUCGGCCACCGUGGGUACUUCCUGCGUCGGUGGGGUGUCUUCCUCAACCAGGCCAUCAUCAACUACGGUCUCGAAUUCUUGCAUGAGAGGGAUUAUGUUCCUCUGCAGACUCCCCAACUCAUGCUCAAGGACCAAAUGGCCAAGACCGCUCAGCUUUCCCAGUUCGACGAGGAACUUUACAAGGUCACUGGUGACCAAGUAGACAAGUACUUGAUCGCGACCUCAGAACAACCUAUCUCCGCCUUCCACAGCGACGAGUGGCUCCAGCCCAAGGAACUGCCGUUGAAGUAUGCGGGCUACUCAACAUGUUUCCGCAAGGAGGCAGGUGCUCAUGGGAAAGAUGUCUGGGGAAUCUUCCGCGUCCACGAGUUCACUAAGGUGGAGCAAUUUUGUGUCACAGAUCCUGAGAAGUCAUGGGAGAUGUUUGAGAACAUGAUCUCAACGUCGGAAGACUUCUACAAAUCCCUUGGGAUUCCCCACCGGGUUGUCGCCAUUGUGUCAGGUGCUCUAAACAACGCCGCCGCGAAGAAGCUUGACCUUGAAGCCUGGUUUCCUCACCAGGGCGAGUUCAAGGAACUUGUCAGCUGCUCGAAUUGUACCGACUACCAGAGCCGCGACCUCGAGAUCCGCUUCGGCAUCAAGAAGCAGACCGACGUUAAGAAGACAUAUGUUCACUGCCUCAACUCGACCCUUACCGCAACGACAAGAACGAUUUGCGCGAUUCUCGAGAAUUUCCAGACCGAAGAGGGCGUCAACAUCCCCGAGCCGUUACGGAAGUAUCUACCAGGCGCCCCUGAAUUUAUCCCCUUUUCCAAGGCACCAGCGGAGAAGAAAGAGGAGAAGGCGGGGAAGAAGGGAGGUGAGAAGAAGGAAAUACCCGUCCGGUAA